This is a messenger RNA of Haemonchus placei, 806 nucleotides long. The record is from the annotation of a GenBank genome assembly. NCBI's taxonomy places the organism in Eukaryota, Metazoa, Nematoda, Chromadorea, Rhabditida, Trichostrongylidae.
AAAGAUCGAAGGAUGACACGAAAUCAGGGAGGAAAAUAAGGCUGCGGUGUAACCGAGCGGGACAGAAUCGGAACACAGCAAAAGUAAGGGUUCGAACGAGUCGAAAAGAAAAUCCUUACUGUUCAUGUUUCUUGAAUGUGGAAUAUCGUAAAGAUGGUAAAGUAACAGCGAAAGGAUGCUUCGGUCAUGUUGGCCAUGAGUUAGACCCAGCCUUGUUGCACUUAUCCGCGGAUCAACAGGAGUAUCUGAAAACCUUACUCGAAGAUUAUCCCGUUAGCCAUAUUAUCCGACGGGUACGCGAGGAAAAUCGCGAACUAAAAACUCGCCUAUCUUUUGUUUCCAGAAGCGAUCUCUUUAAUUUGAAAAAAAGACAUAAAAUAACUCCCCGUUAUCGUAGUAAUGAUAGAUCAUCCAUGAAAAUGAGCCCAACUUCUAUUGCUGGUGACAUCUAUGAGGACCAUAGAGAGCAGGGACAGCGGAAAUUAAAUGAAAUUAUGAACACAUGGGCAACACUUGAAGCGGAAGCAAAGUAUCUAGCCGAUAGUGGCUCCCUUGAUUCUCUGAAGAAACUGGACAAAAUUUUAGAGCACUUGAAGCUUGCUACAGCUAAUAUUCCAUCUGCCAAUUCCCUGUACCCCCUGGAAUCAGUGAAAAAUGGUGUUGAAGCACAUGUCCAGUACGUGGAGUCAUCGCCGAAACAAAGGCAAGUGAACCCCAAAACGAGAACCGUAAGGAACCUCCUGCUACGAAACCGACUGAUGACGGACUCCUCGCCUGCUCGUGUACCUGGACCAUCAUGGAACUAA